GGGUUUUUGUAGCAAAGUGUGUAAUUGAAGUCCUAUUGCACACAUAUCAUAUCAUAUCAUAAAUCAAAAUGGACAAAUUAUAUGAAGAGGUUGAAGAGCCAGUUAGUCCAACCGGUCAAUAUUUCAACAACUCCAUCAUAUCUUCAUACGUUGUUGCCUUUAUGGAAUUUGCUAAUCCAUUUCAUGAGUCACUAUUGAUACCUUUUAUCACAAAUGUCUUCUUUCAUGCCAACCCACGCUUCUCCUCUAUCAUGGUUAGAGGCGAAGAUGGUACCAUGAGAUGGAGAAAGGUUGAAGUGUAUCCUGAAGAGCAUAUAAAGAUUCCGAAAUUACCUGAGAUAAAAGAAUCAUUAUAUGACAAUUAUUUUAAUGAGUAUGUAACAAGUAUUCUAAAUGCAAGAACACCACAAGACAAGCCCCUUUGGGAAAUUCAUCUUUUCAAGUAUCCAACAAGCAAGGCUGCUACAACUGCAAUAUUCAAACUUCAUCAUGCAAUUGGAGAUGGUUAUUCUUUGAUGAGUGCUCUUCUUUCUUGUCUAAAUAGAGCUGACGAUCCUUCUCUUCCGUUGUCUUUUCCUUCUAGACAACAAUCACAUUCAAAAUAUGCACAAAAAAGUUUAUUUCAAAAAAUAUGUUUAACUACGUCCUACUUUUUUGGCUCCAUAUUAGAUUUUGGAUCAAGCAUAAUCCAGACAAGAAUUACUGAAGAUGACAUAACACCCAUAAGGUCAGGGUAUGAAGGAACUGAAUUACAACCUUUUGCCCUGUCAGAAAUAGUAUUAUCUCUUGAUCAAAUCAAAGCAACCAAAUCAAAGCUUGGAGUGACUAUAAACGAUUUGGUUACUGGGAUAAUAUUCUAUGGAAUUAGGCUUUACAUGGAAGAGAAGGAUGAGAAGACAAAAUGUUCAAAUUCAAAAUCUGUGAUAUUACUCAACACAAGAAAUAUUAGUGGUUAUAAAUCAUUGAAGGAAAUGCAAAAACCAAAGUCCGAAGGUGGUCUUUGGGGGAAUCAAUUUUCUAUGUUACAAAUAUCAAUACCUAAACUAACCCAAUCAAGAAUUUCCAACCCUCUUGAGUUUGUUUGGGAAUCCAGUAAAUUAAUCAAAAAGAAGAGAUAUUCUUUCGGUGUUUAUCUCAUGGCUUUGCUUAUGGAUUUUGAGAGGAAAUUAAGAGGGCCUGAGGCUGUAGCUAAAGUACUCUUCAAGUCAGCUUUUAACUCAAGUACUCUUAUCACAAACAUGAUAGGGCCAAUAGAGAAGACAGCUGUGGAAAAUAUUCCAGUAAAUGGAAUAUAUUUCACCGUCAUGGGUGGACCUGAGAAUUUAUUCAUUUCACUUAUUAGCUAUGUGAAUAUAUUAAGAAUCACCUUGAGAACUCUAAAGGGAUUCAUAGAUGAACAAAAAUUAAAGUUGUGCAUAGAGAAAGCAGCUGAAGUCAUAUUCAAAGCAGCUAUGGAUAUUUCCGAGAUACCCACCACAAAUUAACUGAGACAUUCAUAUACUACUUUUUUUUUACUUCCAGUACUUGUUUUACAUACAAAUAAAUAAAUAGGUUUAGAUGUACUUAUUAUUUUAGCUCAUAAAAUUUCAAAAUAAAGAAAUGUAGUCUCUCGAAACUUUAAUGUAUUGUUUACUUUAAUGUAUUGUUAAUUCUUAUUAUUUUA
Messenger RNA from Cicer arietinum (chickpea), 1663 nucleotides. Its product is annotated as wax ester synthase/diacylglycerol acyltransferase 4-like. Lineage: Eukaryota; Viridiplantae; Streptophyta; Magnoliopsida; Fabales; Fabaceae. The record is from RefSeq and is a predicted model, not a curated record. Gene Ontology annotation, biological process: triglyceride biosynthetic process. Gene Ontology annotation, molecular function: diacylglycerol O-acyltransferase activity. Gene Ontology annotation, cellular component: plasma membrane.